This is a messenger RNA of Morone saxatilis (striped sea-bass), 651 nucleotides long. It is a transcript of the gene serp2, whose product is annotated as stress-associated endoplasmic reticulum protein family member 2. Gene Ontology annotation, biological process: endoplasmic reticulum unfolded protein response. NCBI's taxonomy places the organism in Eukaryota, Metazoa, Chordata, Actinopteri, Moronidae. The coding region runs from base 77 to 274 and encodes 65 amino acids. The record is from RefSeq and is a predicted model, not a curated record. The transcript is spliced from 3 exons. Gene Ontology annotation, cellular component: endoplasmic reticulum.
CGACAGCCCUGCAGCCUUUUAGAUAAAUAAAGCAAGCCCCCUUUAUUUAACCCGGGUUAAAUAACCGUGCCGGAAGAUGGUGGCCAAACAAAGGAUCCGCAUGGCGAACGAGAAACACAGCAAGAACAUCACUCAGAGAGGAAACGUGGCCAAGACGCUGCGACCACAAGAGGAGAAGUAUCCUGUGGGUCCCUGGCUGCUUGCCCUCUUUGUAUUUGUUGUGUGUGGAUCAGCCAUAUUUCAGAUCAUCCAGAGCAUCCGAAUGGGGAUGUGAUCCAGAAGGAGCCUCCAGAGACUCCUCUUCCUCCUCCUCCUCUUCCUCCUCCUCCUCCUCCCCUCAUCAUGCCCUCACUGAGCCUGGCUACCUGCACCUGCACACCCCCCUCCUGCUCCGCCCGGCCCCCUUCAAGAGGCCCAGAGACUGACGCCAAAGCUUCGGAUCCAGCAGACCUCAGAGAGACAGAGAGAGAGAGAGAGAAGCUCCUCCACCAACCUCCUUAACCACCUUCUCCUCCUCCUCGGGUCUCCCCGCCCUCGAUCAGCGUUUACAGUGUUGCAGUCUGUGGUACUGACAGCUUUUCUAUGGACAGUCUGAAACCACGCCGGCUGGAGAACAUGUGUGUCUCAUUGCUCACUUAUGUGUGUGUGUGU